AUGCUGCCUUUGGUGCCGAUUAAUCCUUUCGCUGUAGCUCACAAAAUAACAAAUCCGUCGGCCAAUGCAGCAGCAGCCAAAACCAAUACCAUUACCUCCACUACCAACACAAACUCGAGCUCAAACACUAAACCCAAACUAGCGUUUAGUAUAGAUGCGCUAGUGGGCGGUGGUGGGGGAGGAGGAAACGUAAAAGAUAGCUUCCGUAAUGUGGAAUAUGGUCCCCCACACAAUUCAGCCAUACUCCCUAAUCUAGAGCCCCUUAAGAGAACCUGUACAAGUCCAGUAAGAUUCUCCAGCGAUAGUGGCUUGUCUGUGGUGGAACCUUUAGAAUUAAGAAAUUCUAUUAGGGAUAUUAAAUCAAGCAUAUCACCCACAUCUUCUCAACAUCGACAAUCACCUGUGAUAUCCUCCAGCCAAGAAUCGGACCAUCUAACACCCACCCAUGAACUUAACACUUCGCCUUUGCGUGAACACACCCAAUCACCCACACCAAAUGAUCUUGCACCAGCUGCCAGCAGUCGAUCGACUACUCCGCUACAUUCUCCACGUGAAACACAAGAUGAGCAGAGAAAAUUUAUAACACAACUGCCCCCGGGCUUAGUAAGACCCUUUCCUUUACCUGCUCCUGCCAAUAUGCCACUAAUAAGACCCCUACAUAGUCCCCAAGAUUCACCACUCAUUAAUCAUCCCCCUUCCACCAGUUUACUACCACCUCCUCCCAAUAAUCCAGCACUACCUGGCGCCGCCACCUCAAAUCCCCAUUUAUUGGCGGCCCAAUUCCAAAUGGCUGCAGUAUUGGCCCAUCAUCAACAGCAACAACAGCAGCAGCAGCAACAACAACAUAAUCCAGCUGGUUCAAACAUACCACCGCCACCACCUCAUGCAGGUGGCCCAGCACCACCACCCCAUCUACCACCUCAUCUCAUGCACACCCAUCAUUUGGGUAUAUUUCCACCUCAUGGACCGCACCAUCCGCCGUUUGGUAAUCCCCAUCUGAUCAGGGAUACUUACCCCUUGUAUCCCUGGCUUUUAAGUCGUCACGGUCGCAUAUUCUCACAUCGUUUUCCAGGUUUCCUCUUGCAGCCAUUUCGCAAACCCAAACGUGUACGAACUGCAUUCUCACCCACGCAACUGUUGAAAUUGGAACAUGCAUUCGAAGAGAAUCACUAUGUGGUUGGAGCUGAACGCAAGCAGUUGGCACAAAAUCUAAGUCUAACAGAAACUCAGGUUAAAGUGUGGUUUCAAAAUCGUCGCACCAAACACAAGCGCAUGCAACAAGAGGGCGACAGUGAUUCGAAAAGUCAAAAGGGCAGUCAAUCUGGUGAUAAUGAGGGCAAAAAUGACAGCAGUCAAACUAGUUUCGAAGAUCAAGAUGACCUGGAGAUGGCCGAUGGUGAGGUGGAUGAUGAGGAGGAAGAUGAAGUCAUUGAUAUGGAUGACUAUGAUGACCAUGAAAUGGAUGCGGAGGAAAGGAAGCGUAUGACAGAACAUUUUCAAGAAAUGCAAAAUCGUCAUUUUGCUCACAGUCAAAUGUUUCAGCAACAGAGUCAACAGCAUCAACAGUUUUUGCAGCAACAUUUCUUGCAACAACAACAGCAACAUCAGCAGCAGCAACAGCAAUUGUAUGCACAAAGUGAACAUCUGCGACAGCAGCAGCAACAACAACAGCAAUUGCAACAAACUCAAGAGCGCCAACAGCAGCCACAAACGCCUGCACCAAAACACUAG
Molecule: messenger RNA, 1731 nt
Organism: Calliphora vicina (urban bluebottle blowfly)
Lineage: Eukaryota; Metazoa; Arthropoda; Insecta; Diptera; Calliphoridae
Gene: E5
Product: empty spiracles homeobox protein E5
Exons: 3
Coding region: 1-1731 (576 amino acids)
Biological process (GO): regulation of transcription by RNA polymerase II; central nervous system development; neuron differentiation
Cellular component (GO): nucleus
Molecular function (GO): RNA polymerase II cis-regulatory region sequence-specific DNA binding; DNA-binding transcription factor activity, RNA polymerase II-specific
Source: RefSeq, a predicted model, not a curated record